AGAAAGGGGCGGUACAUGAUGUCGCUUUGUAAAGUAUUCUCUCCCUUGCAACCACUACCCGUUCAGAUUGUUCACUGUAUUCUGUACUCGAGUACUCAGUAUUCACAAUUCACAAGCUUGUUUUAAAAUUGGAUCUUCCGUUCUCGGUAAGGAAGAGGGGGGCUUUGUUGGGAAGGCCAGUGCGUGUAUGGUACAACUUCCAGAAGCUCCAAAAUGAGAGGUCUGUGGUGGUACUGGUACCGGUACCACUUUCAUGUAACGAUGCUCCAAUACGGUAUCUACUCUAUAACUGCAAAGAUUUGAUUGAUCUAAAAGACCAACGCAAAUGGCCUGUUUCAUGAUCUUCUUAUUUCCAUUUUCUCCCCCACCUUCUUUUCUUGAUGCCGAUGGAAUAUUUGAGGAGGAGUCAUCCGUGUGCGUACAUGUAAAGCGUAAAGUUAGAAGGAUCCCAUCAUCGCAUGGCUGCUGCUGCCUCGGCGAUUGGAGGCAGAGCUCUGGUUCUUUGAGCCGAUGAGCAUCAGCUAUAGAAGAUCCGAUGCAACUUGAAAGCAAAAGAUACAGCUAGCUAAACAGCACCACCAUGGCGACGGCUCCUGCUACCUCCGACCAACUGCAGGCAAUGCGAUGGCAAGAGAUUACGUCGUACAAAACCUUUGACUACGUUCAGCUGUCCGCUUCCGCCAAUGCAUCUUUGCCGUUGAAUUCUGGAGAUCAGACGGUUGCAUCCGAUGCCUCGGGGCUCCAAGUACCAGUGCAGCCGCCUUGCCUCCCAAUGAUCUCUCCUCAAUGGAGACAAGUCAUCUGCGAAUGGGCCUACAAACUGGUGGAUCACUUUGAUUGUCCUCGAGAAGUGGUGGGUGUUGCUAUGAACUUUGUGGAUCGAUAUCUCUGCAAUGUAUCCCUGCGCCACGACAGCCAAAGCCUGAGCAAACGAGAGUUCAAACUGCUCUGUCUGGCGUGUCUUUUCUUGGCUUUCAAGCUGGAAAAGCCCAACCUGAUAUCCUUGGAUGCCCUCUUGACUCUGAGCCGUGAUCUCUUUACACGAGCUCAGCUGGUGGCCAUGGAACGCUCCGUCCUGAAAGAACUUCGGUGGCGACUCCAUCCACCUACGGCCUUUAGCUUUCUAGAAUACUACGCCCUUCAGUUGCGAACCCCUGCCUCCUCCACAACGGCCAAUGCGGACUAUUGUGAAGAGAUCCUGGACACGGCCCGGUUUCUAGUGGAACUCUCCGUCAUGGAUUAUCACUUUGUCAGCCAACGACCGUCCCAUGUCGCCAUUGGUGCUCUACUCAAUGCCUUGGAUGACAACCCGACCAUCCGUUUGAAGGUCGAUACCUACGCCAUGUCACACCUGCUCUCGUUAGUUUCUCCCGUGGAAGUUCCAGAGAUACUACGCUGCAAGACGCGUCUCCGAGCCAUUCAUGUGCAAGUCACAGACCCACAACCGUGCUUACCCACGGAGCAGCAGCACCCACAAACCUUUUUGCCCGCCCAGUGCCCACAACCAUGGUUGCCAUCCCACCAUGCCCCCUCCGAGCAGCCCCCACAACCAUGGUUGCCAUCCAACCAUGCCCCCAGCAUCAUUGCGCAGCACCCGUCCCAAACAGCCAAUGUCCCCACGGAGCAGCAUCCACAAUCUCCUACCAGCGACGACGGUCCACAACCGCCGCCAUCCUCAUCCGUGCAUCACGAGAUUGUCUCUCCCGUCCAUGUUUUGUUCCAAUACACGUUGGAUUCCUUCUACAAGUAGCUUGUUGUGUGUGGAAGCUGGUUUUGGCUGGUGUGGGCCGACUUUUUGAAUCAGAUUGUGUGACAUUGAGCAUGUCAGUCGCUCCUGCCUGUAUCGUACCGGGAGAAAUGUUGGCUAGCUACAAGUAAAGCAUCCUCUAAAGUUUUGUUCAGUUUUG
Molecule: messenger RNA, 1907 nt
Organism: Seminavis robusta
Lineage: Eukaryota; Bacillariophyta; Bacillariophyceae; Naviculales; Naviculaceae
Source: the annotation of a GenBank genome assembly